Durusdinium trenchii is the source of this 3961-nucleotide messenger RNA. The record is from the annotation of a GenBank genome assembly. NCBI's taxonomy places the organism in Eukaryota, Dinophyceae, Suessiales, Symbiodiniaceae.
CAUUUGCAGCAUUUGUGUUUGAGUUCGUGGGAACAUUCGCGUUGCGAAGAUUUGCGAUGACAAUGCGAAGCUUUGUGAUCAGCUUGUUGGUACCUUUAGUGUGUGGGACGUGCCUUGACGGUGGCAUCCCACCCUCUGAGCGGAAGAACCUGGACAAUCCGAAUGGUGAUUCCUAUCCUGUUGGCAUCUUUGUUCCGGAUUGGGCUGCAUCAUGGGCAGCCAAUACUCUGGUGGCAACAAUCGUGGAGGAGACCUUUGGCUACAACGUGAGCCUUGUGAAGGGCACCGGAACGGUGAGUGGCUACUAUGCCGUCAGCGGCUGCCUAGAUCCCACCGCGGUAGGCGAUCCUGGCUGUGGCUCAGGAAAUGUCACCAAACAUCACAUCGUGAUGGAGGCUUGGACGCUUGGCUACCCUUUGGUGUGGGAGACGCUGCAGAGCGAAUAUCCAGGUGUUGCAGCAAAGAACUUGGGAAACAUGGGAUAUGAGGGUAUCACCUCGACCUUCAUUCCGAAGCCCGUGCAACAGAAAGCAUACCAGGCGGAAGGAAUCGCCUUGCAAUACUUCAAGUACUGGAAUGCUUCUUGGUACCAGCCUUCCAAAUACUUUGAAUCUAUCUCAGUGAUUCCCUCUGGGUUGACCAAACUUUGCAGCGACUCCACGUCUGUGAUGACUGAUGAUGCAACUAUGAGGAGGCACAUCGUCUUCACAGGAGAUGUUGAUGGCUUGGUCUAUGACAGCACUUCUGAUUCAUAUUCAGCCCGCUGUGAUGAUGGUCAUUGGUGGCUUUCACCUUCUUGCCGAUCGAACUCUACACUUUGCGUUCCCUUCAUCACUGGGGGUGUUGGUUGGGGCAUUGAAGAGCUGAUGCAGAAAUCGACCAAAUGGAACAUGCCCAUGGCCCUUGGUGUGGCAGCAUCCUGGAGCGCUUACACGGAGUUUCCCUUUCUGCAUCCAAAAUCUCACUUCUAUUGGUGGAUCCCAGAUCCAACCUUUCUGGAGUUGGAGCCACUUCAGGUGAUCUAUCCACCGCAUAACAAAAGAGUUUUCGAACGUGGUGAUUUGUCGACCGCAACAAUAGGCGUUUCGGUUGACAAGCAUGUCAGCCGAGACUUGAGCAUUUUGGCGCCCAAUGUGGAGAAUUUUGUGAGCAACAUUUUUGUGACCAUGGCGCAAAUGAAUGCGAUUCUCCUUGAUCAAAAAAAUACAUCUGAUAGCUGGAGAGAGACAACAUGCCGUUGGCUGCGUUCAAAUAAGAAUGUCUGGCAGUCCUGGAUCCCUGAUGAGAGUCAAUGCUUCCCGGGCUUUGGGCUUUAUGACACAGGUCUUGAUGACUUCAUAGAUCAUCGGGUGAAUGCCUCAAGCAAGAUCGUGUGUCAGGCUUGCCCCUCGGGUACCUUCUCACAGCUCUUGGAAGAUUCCAUUGGCGAGACCUACAUCUGUGUACCAUGUGCCAAAGGAAGAAGCCAACCUCUUGGCGCGGCCACAUCGUGCAAUCUUUGCAAAUCAGGCGAGUAUCAGGAUGAGAUUGGGAGCAAAACUUGCAAGCGCUGUGAAAUUGGCCUCUACCAGGACGAACUGGGAGCUGAAAUGUGCAAGAGCUGCCCAGCUUCCACGACCACCCUGGGUUUAGGAUCGGUUGGCCAAAAGGAUUGCGGUUGCAGGGAAAACAACAUCAACAUCGAUGUGUCAGGCUCCUACAAUUGCGUGCCAUGCAGCGAAGGUUUGACAUGUCCGCUGAAGUCCACGCUCGCUGACUUGGAAAGCGGCGAAAGCUAUCUCGGCCAGCAGUACACCCCGAAGGUGCAGGAAGGAUACUUCAGCACAGUGUUGGCGCCAACCGAGGUAUAUCGAUGCGGAACUGUUGCGGCCUGCCCUGGUGGCAAGCCUGGCUCAUGCAGUGGAGGGCUCACGAACACACCCUGCGCACAAUGCCGUCCAGGUGCUACCUGGACUGGAAAGCAGUGUGAAGCGUGUGAAGGUUGGCGCCAAGUCCUUUGGGCCAUGGCCGUGGUCGGCGUGUUUGUCGUCCUGGUUCUCUUGUACUACUUAACCUCGAGCAAGGUUACAGCUAAAGCGACCGUGCUGUUUGCCACCACUGCAUCAUUUGGUAUGCUCGUGAUGUCCAUGCAAAACUUGGGGCUCAUUGGUAUGAUGACCAUUGACUGGCCUGUAGAUCUCAAGGGAAUCUUCAGCGUUUGCCAAUUCCUCCUGCUUGACAUUGACAGCUAUGGAUUCAGCUGCAUUGCAGGCUCGGUCGCGCCGAUCCGAUACCUUCUCAGUGCAUUGAUCUUUCCUGUUGGUGUGGCUUGGUUGGGUCUUUGCUAUUUACUUUCUAAACUCCUGCCGGCAAAUCGCCGCUGGAAUGGAUCCAAGACAGUCAGUACUUGCGGAGCUUUUCUUCAAGUCGGCUUUUCCACCAUGUCAGCAACAUCGCUUGCUCCAAUGAUGUGCUACAAGCACCCGAAUGGCUUGAGAAGCGUCUUGAAGUAUCCGGACAUCAUUUGCGGAUCUGACGAGCACACAGCUAUGCUUGUCAUUGGUUGGAUUCUGCUUAUCGUCUUUGUGCUGGGCUUUGUCACGUUGUGCACCUUUGCAGUCUAUAAAGUGCCAACGUGGAGUGCUAGCCGCAAAGAUUAUUUGGUGGCAGGGGUUCGCUUCUUGGUGUUCAGAUUCCGGCUCGAUUCUUGGUGGUUUGGAGUGCCUUUGCUGGUACGAGGGCCUUUGCUCUCUUUGCCCGUGGUUUUGGCCACUGACUAUCCACCAAUCCAAGUUAUCGCUAUUGCCAUGGUCAUGGCCGGCUUGCUGGUUCUGCAGAUGCUCUUCUGGCCGUGGAAGGUGCCCAUGCUGAACUUGACGGACUGCACUGUCACCUUCUGUAUCACUCUGCUGGUCACCACAUCCAGUUUGCACCUCAAGAUUGUUGAAGGACCAAUGAUGCACUUCGCUGAGGGUGUCUCAACAGCAAUGUUGAGUGGCAUUGGCAUUGCACUUGGCAUCAUGUGCUUGAUGACGGGAAGCGCUUUGAUCUAUCGCUCUGCGCUGGGAGGGAAGAAGGAGCUUCGAAUGUUCAACCUGGGGGCGGUUCCCACCUCUGCCAAGCUGGCCAAACGGAUGAAGGAGAUGUCUCUGGUUUUGGAGCGAAUGGAGACGGAGGAGCUUUCCACUGCGCUUGCAGCUUUGGCCAUCUUCGACAUGAACAAAGUGACCAUGGCCGUUACUCUCUUGGCCACUGAGGUGGCACCACCUGCAGAGGACGCUGUGACGUACAAGUUCAAUCCGCGCAUCAACUCGUCUUCCUUCGACCCGGCCCUCACCAAGAGCAAGCGAUCCUUGCGCUCAAGCUCAUCCGAUUUGCAGGCCAAGCCGGUGCAGGAGCCGAAGCAGUCACAGGCUGAUGUUUUGCAGGAUAACAACGAGCCGCAGGAGUCGUCUGCGCGUGACUCGCGCGGCCGCGAAGAGGUCACCGAGUCGUCGUGGCUCUGAGUGCGGCGGCUGUGCUGCACGAGGAUGUUUGGAGCCGCUGGUUUUCUGGUUGGUUCAACAGCGCUUUUUUGUUUUUUGCUGGGUGUUCGGGUGACUAACUUGAGAAAAAACUUCUGGUUUUCUGUUGUGCACAUAGGUACAAGUCUAGAGUGGUGCAAAAGAGUCACAGACCAGGGUGACUGACCUGGUGGAGAGGAGUGAAGACUGGUGUAGAAAGAGUCCAGCUGAUUUAAUGUCAUACAAGGCUGGGGAAAAUUGAGUUGGCGUGUGUAUUUUUCUCCACCUCAGAUCAAUCUCAUCCCCUCAACUCUCCAAACUCUUGGCAGCCAGGUAUUGAAUGGAAGAGCUCAGUGCAGCCUAAAGGCGGCCGUUUUGAAAGCUCGCCAGAGUACACGGAGCAGGGCGCAUGGUUUGUCUUAGGAAGUCUGGCACAGUUUGCGAUCAUCCAAGGUCCGACGUGUUUCAGAAAGGGUGCG